CGAAAGGAAAGUAAAUCACCAAGCCGUCAUCGUAAAAGUCGUUCAUCAGAGAGACAACGUCGACGACGAGAUAGUCCGCUGGUAGAGCGUCGCCCCUCACCAAAGUCUCAAAAAAGGGGUAGUAGCGAAAGGACGCGUCACCACCACCGCCAUCAUGCAAAACAACGUAAUGUAGCGACCAGCACCGACGACCUAAUCGUAGUUAAAGAAAAGAAGAAUCCACCACCACCCCCGAUCAAACUGUCUAUAGUGCGGGGUCAUUCCAUCAAUAUCGUCUCUAGCCUGCCCAACCCAGCCACAUUAUUAUUAAAUGCUAAUGAAACAACACGUCAAACUGCCAUGCACCUUCUCACAUCCACAGCUCUCUACAUGGCUCAAAAUCUUCCGUCUGGUUCUUCAAUAUGGCCCAAGAAUGAAGAAAAACGGGAUGGUUGAAUAUUUAUUUUUUUGUUAUGAUUUUGGGGAUUUUUCUAGGCCGGGGGGAGUGUCGCCAAUUUUGGCGACUUUUCAUUGA
This is a messenger RNA of Meloidogyne enterolobii, 514 nucleotides long. The record is from the annotation of a GenBank genome assembly. NCBI's taxonomy places the organism in Eukaryota, Metazoa, Nematoda, Chromadorea, Rhabditida, Meloidogynidae.